Messenger RNA from Oncorhynchus mykiss (rainbow trout), 2325 nucleotides. The record is from RefSeq and is a predicted model, not a curated record. Lineage: Eukaryota; Metazoa; Chordata; Actinopteri; Salmoniformes; Salmonidae.
CUGUCUCGGGGCUCUGCUCCGCUGUGUCUCGGGGCUCUGCUCCGCUGUGUCUCGGGGCUCUGCUCCGCUGUCUCAGGGCUCUUGGCUUGCGUACUGUUACGUUUUGGUGACUCUUGUCUGGGGACAAUUAGUCAGAACUCCUGGGAUAGAGCCUGGCAAAAAAAAUAAAAAGCAUCUCUUCUCUCACCCCCUCGCCCUCCAUUGCCUAUGAUUGGUGACGGAGGGCCAGGCAGAGUGAAGACCCUAAAUGGCAUCCUAUUCCCUAUAUUGUGCACUACUUUUGAUCAGAAUCCCAUAGGGCUCUAUGCACAAUAUAGGGAACAGGUUGCUGUUUGAGACGCAGCCAGUGUGCAACAGAUGUUUCUGUAACUGCUCAGAGAACACCAGAGGUAGCAUGAGGCCAGGAAUGUGAAUGAGCAAGAGUCAUUGUACAAAAAGAGGAAACUGUUGGGCAUGUGGGUGUAUGUUAUGAUGAACACUUUUCUUGGAAUGUGACCAAUGAGAGAGAGACACUACAGUCUACUGCCAGCCCUGUGGCUGUUUGUUGUCACUCUGCCAUGUUUGUUCCUAUGUAACGAGAGAACAUGGUGCUGGAGGUGUCAAGGAGGAUUAGGUCAGUCUGACAGAACAGGGUGCUGGAGGUGUCAAGGAGGAUUAGGUCAGUCUGACAGAACAGGGUGCUGGGGGUGUCAAGGAGGAUUAGGUCAGUCUGACAGAACAGGGUGCUGGAGGUGUCAAGGAGGAUUAGGUCAGUCUGACAGAACAGGGUGCUGGAGGUGUCAAGGAGGAUUAGGUCAGUCUGACAGAACAGGGUGCUGGGGGUGUCAAGGAGGAUUAGGUCAGUCUGACAGAACAGGGUGCUGGGGGUGUCAAGGAGGAUUAGGUCAGUCUGACAGAACAGGGUGCUGGAGGUGUCAAGGAGGAUUAGGUCAGUCUGACAGAACAGGGUGCUGGAGGUGUCAAGGAGGAUUAGGUCAGUCUGACAGAACAGGGUGCUGGAGGUGUCAAGGAGGAUUAGGUCAGUCUGACAGAACAGGGUGCUGGGGGUGUCAAGGAGGAUUAGGUCAGUCUGACAGAACAGGGUGCUGGGGGUGUCAAGGAGGAUUAGGUCAGUCUGACAGAACAGGGUGCUGGAGGUGUCAAGGAGGAUUAGGUCAGUCUGACAGAACAGGGUGCUGGAGGUGUCAAGGAGGAUUAGGUCAGUCUGACAGAACAGGGUGCUGGGGGUGUCAAGGAGGAUUAGGUCAGUCUGACAGAACAGGGUGCUGGGGGUGUCAAGGAGGAUUAGGUCAGUCUGACAGAACAGGGUGCUGGAGGUGUCAAGGAGGAUUAGGUCAGUCUGACAGAACAGGGUGCUGGAGGUGUCAAGGAGGAUUAGGUCAGUCUGACAGAACAGGGUGCUGGAGGUGUCAAUGAGGAUUAGGUCAGUCUGACAGAACAGGGUGCUGGAGGUGUCAAGGAGGAUUAGGUCAGUCUGACAGAACAGGGUGCUGGGGGUGUCAAGGAGGAUUAGGUCAGUCUGACAGAACAGGGUGCUGGAGGUGUCAAGGAGGAUUAGGUCAGUCUGACAGAACAGGGUGCUGGAGGUGUCAAGGAGGAUUAGGUCAGUCUGACAGAACAGGGUGCUGGAGGUGUCAAUGAGGAUUAGGUCAGUCUGACAGAACAGGGUGCUGGAGGUGUCAAGGAGGAUUAGGUCAGUCUGACAGAACAGGGUGCUGGGGGUGUCAAGGAGGAUUAGGUCAGUCUGACAGAACAGGGUGCUGGAGGUGUCAAGGAGGAUUAGGUCAGUCUGACAGAACAGGGUGCUGGAGGUGUCAAUGAGGAUUAGGUCAGUCUGACAGAACAGGGUGCUGGAGGUGUCAAGGAGGAUUAGGUCAGUCUGACAGAACAGGGUGCUGGAGGUGUCAAGGAGGAUUAGGUCAGUCUGACAGAACAGGGUAUUGUAUGGGCUGUGGUGCUGGAGGUGUCAGGGAGGCCCAGUCUGAGGAUGAUACCACAUGGUAGGGGCUAUAGUAGGGUGGGAUUUGGCCCAGGCAUCUGAUGGAACAGUUAGACUGGUGUUGGUGACCUUGUACCACUCACUCAUGGUUAGACAAUGUUCCUCAGAAAUAACCUGUUGCAUAAAAAUGUUGAAAGAAAAUAAAAUGAGACAUUUACUGUGACUAUCAGCUGAGAGUAUUUAUAUUCAACCUCUCUUUGAAAGGCAACACACUGCAAAUAUUGUCUCCUGAAAAAUCCGCUAAAUGUUGUGAGAAUGCUUACUAUGCAAUGAAUGUGCAGAGCCCAGUUACAGUGAAGUGGAGGAACAGGCUUGUUUAAUUUUAU